Physeter macrocephalus (sperm whale) is the source of this 1346-nucleotide messenger RNA. It is a transcript of the gene NPAS1, whose product is annotated as neuronal PAS domain protein 1. Gene Ontology annotation, molecular function: protein binding; DNA-binding transcription factor activity, RNA polymerase II-specific; RNA polymerase II transcription regulatory region sequence-specific DNA binding. The annotation marks the transcript as partial. Lineage: Eukaryota; Metazoa; Chordata; Mammalia; Artiodactyla; Physeteridae. The record is from RefSeq and is a predicted model, not a curated record. Gene Ontology annotation, biological process: regulation of transcription by RNA polymerase II. The transcript has 7 exons.
GUGGAGCUGACGGGCAGCAGCCUCUUCGACUACAUUCAUCCGGGGGACCACUCCGAGGUGCUGGAGCAACUGGGGUUGCGGGCCCCGACCCCCGGGCCCCCCACCCCGCCCUCCGUACCCUCCUCCUCCUCCUCCUCCUCGUCGUCCUCCUCGCUUGCGGAUACCCCUGAGAUCGAGGCCAGCCCCACCGACGUGCCCCCCUCCUCCCGGGUCCAGGAGCGCUCCUUCUUCAUCCGCAUGAAAUCCACCCUCACCAAGAGGGGGCUGCACGUCAAGGCCUCAGGGUACAAGGUCAUCCAUGUGACCGGUCGCCUUCGGGCCCGCGCCCUGGGCCUUGUGGCCCUUGGCCACACAUUGCCCCCGGCCCCACUGGCUGAGCUGCCGCUGCACGGACACAUGAUCGUCUUCCGACUCAGCCUGGGUCUCACCAUCCUUGCUUGUGAGAGCAGAGUCAGCGACCACAUGGACCUGGGGCCCUCGGAGUUAGUGGGCCGCAGCUGCUACCAGUUUGUCCACGGACAGGAUGCAACCAGGAUCCGCCAAAGCCACCUGGACCUGCUGGACAAGGGCCAGGUGAUGACCGGUUACUACCGUUGGCUGCAGCGCGCCGGGGGCUUCGUGUGGCUGCAGUCCGUGGCCACCGUGGCCAUGAGCGGGAAGAGCCCUGGAGAGCGCCACGUGCUCUGGGUCAGCUACGUGCUCAGUCAAGCCGAGGGGGGCCAGAUACCUCUGGACGCCUUCCAGCUUCCAGCCAGCGUGGCCCAUGAGGACACGUCCAGCCCGGAGCCAGCACCCACGGAGCCAGAGCCUCCAGUGGAAGGAAAGCAGGCCGUCCCCCCGCAGGAGGACAAGGCCCCCCCGCCCCGGGGCAAACCCAUCAAAGUGGAGCCCGGCCCGGGGGAGACUGAAGACCCGGAGGCCAGUGGGGAAGAGAAGCCGUCCGGCCACCUGGCCCCAACGAGGCCCGAGUUCACGUCGGUCAUCCGGACGGGGGCCCUGAAGCAGGACCUGGUGGGGCCGUGGGGCCUGGCGCCUCCUGGGGACCCCCCACCUUCCCUCCUGCACACUGGCUUCCUGCCCCCCGUGGUGCGGGGCCUGUGCACGCCUGGCACCAUCCGCUACGGCCCUGCCGAGCUGGGCCUCGUGUACCCGCACCUGCAGAGGCUGGGCCCGGGCCCCACCCUCCCCGAGGCCUUCUACCCCGCGCUGGGCCUGCCCUACCCGGGGCCCCUGGGCACCAGGGUGCAGCGGAAAGGGGACUGAGGACUGGAACAGCCCCCAACGUGGCCGGACCUGGGGGAUGGGUGGGGACCAGGGCUCUCAGCCCCGGUGAAUUAAACGCCUGC